Messenger RNA from Lentinula edodes (shiitake mushroom), 2379 nucleotides. RefSeq lists its product as uncharacterized. NCBI's taxonomy places the organism in Eukaryota, Fungi, Basidiomycota, Agaricomycetes, Agaricales, Omphalotaceae. The coding region runs from base 1 to 2379 and encodes 792 amino acids. The transcript has 5 exons. The record is from RefSeq and is a predicted model, not a curated record.
AUGUCCCUUCACCAAGAGCAUUAUCCGCCAGAUAUCGCAGAGGUACAUUCUGUAUCUUCACCGACAUCGUCAGGAUCAAGGGAACAUUAUCAGCCCAACAUAUACGACGAGGCCAACGUCACAGAAUUUCCUUUUCCACCGCCGAGGAAUCAUCGUGGCGUCGGUUUACGCCACUCCCGCUCCCAUUUACUCAAGCACGAGAGUAAUGAUAAAGAGACUCAGAGCAGACCUCGUCGCUCAAGUUCUCAUUCGCGCCAUUCUUCACGCUCAAUUUCGGCACAUCUGAUCCUCACCAACGAACGUCUGACCCAAGCCAAUGCCAGAAAUAUCGCCCUUGAAACGCAGAAGGAAGAGCUUUUGGUUCGUUUCGUAGCAUUAGCCAAAGACAAGGCUUCAGUUGAGGCUGAUUUGCGGACAACACAAGAGAGCCUUCAGCUGUAUCAAGCACAAUUGGAGUUGGCUCAAAAAGAAGUGAAUCGAGCGACUGAUGUGGUCCGUAAAGUUGAUCAAGCACGGGUCCAAGCUGAGAAUGAGGUUGCUCGCCUGAGAAGUAGAGUCAGACAAUUAGAAACGGAGAAGAGUACACGCCGAGGCUGGGAGGAAGGCUGGGACAUCGGAUUCCAGGAAGGGAUAGAACGUGCCCAGGCUGAAACGAGUUUGAUGGACCGUUUCGUGCCCAGGCGAAGGAGAUCUUCCACGCGGAUGCGAGAUGGCGAAACAGAUGAUGGAGGGGGUGAAGCCGAUGAUUCCACAGCUUCGUCCUCGCUUAUUAGCACAAGAAAUCGCAAGCCUUUCAUCCCGGAAGAUGACUCUUAUGUGGUGUCUCCGGUAUCGUCUGGUGCUCAGCCAGCACAGCAGUCGCCCUUACUUAGCCGCACUCGUCAACGCGCUCGAUCAAUUGCAUCCAGGUUGAGAUCUCGCUCUCCCCCUUCUUCAGAGCCUCAUCCAUCGCGACCUCAAUCCAGAUCAUCCCGCGCUCAGACGUACGUAUCUUCAACUAACCAAUCUCAGACCAGCUCGCCAGAGGUGAUCCAUCCUCUACCUAUUCCAAGGCCGCCUUCGAGUUUGUCACAUCACUCUCUUGUUCCACCGGAUAACUACAUACCAACGAUGACCCCUACGGACCAUUUUAUUCCUAUGCCUCCUCCACAUGAGCUCAGUAAUCCAGUUCCGUCAGCCACGCAGGCUCCAUCAGAGCCAGACACUGUACGAGAACAAUUUGCAAAUCAAAGAGAACUGGGACGAAAUUCAUGGAGAAGCAGAGCUGCUUCUACAGGCUCGAGGGCUUCAACAAGAAUUUCGGAGUACGAUCUGGUCAGUCCACCUACUCGUGAGCGAGCGGAAGCUCCGCAACCCCCACCCAAUUUCGAUGUCGACAGAGGAUCAAGUCCAACAGGAGAUACAGGUUCAAGGCGAAUGGUGGAAGAAUGGAGGGAUAUAGUGACAACUCCACCUCCAAACAGAGGUGAACCCGACGGUGAAAAUCGUCCUGAACCUGAGUUUCUUCGAACCCCACCUCAAGCACGAUCAUCUAAUACUCCAGGGCGGUCCCGCAGUCCUCGUGUUUCGGGUGGUCCUCGAAAACGCAAAAUUAUAUUGCAGCCAACGCCGUUAUCGGUAGAAUCACUUUCACAAAUGAACCCCCAGGGCUCCUCUGGUGUUCAGCACACUCAGACUGAAGGCCCUGCAGAUAGAGAACCUCAACCUAUAGCAUCCCCCCCGCGGCAUCCUCGCACUGAACAGCUCCAACAACAGGCUCAUGUACAAUCUGGAACAUCUAGUUCAGAUUCAUCCCCUCCGGCGGGAACUGCACGUACCAAAACGCCCGUCGCUUGGUUCAAAAGGCAUUUUCAGCGAUCAUAUUCUAGCCCGGUCAUUCCAAACAUUCAGAUAGAGCCUCCGUCUCAAACCCCGACCACUACCUCCUCGAAUGAUAGUUCUAGAUUGAAUCCUGUGUUGCUUUCACCUGAGGACGCAAACCGACCUAUUGCGCUUCCCAAUGAUGUGAUUGCUGAAGCUACACGGGGCGUUGCCAUAUUACCGUCAUCUACACCAGUACCCAAUGCUCCUAUUACCAUAAGAUUACCGGAUGGAGAGCUCCCAUUAGGGUUUGUACCAACGACACCUAUGAUGGCUUACGCCACUCAAGAAAGAUACGAUUCGCAUUCUGCGUUUUCACCAAUACCUGAUAAUUAUAGCCUUCCGGAUCCGUUCCGAGGCGAUUCACCACAGAGACCGUCUACUGCAGCUUCAGAUUCUAUGGGGAAGGAUACGCGAAGUCCAAGAUCGAGAGCAAUGACUCUUGGGGGGCAUUGGGGAUGGGCAUCUCCUGAUUCUGCAAGACUUAGUCGACCACUAUCUUUGUUUUCUGAUGACUGA